GAGGUCGCAGAAGGGGCCAGCGUCGGUUGCAACGACUCGCGCGGCUGUGCCGGACGACGCCAGCGUCGCUGCAGACAUGGCACAGGACUCACUGUGCCCAGAGCCUUCGGAGCUGGCGCCGACGAUCACAAACCAUGAGAGGUGGCGCAGGAAAGAAGGCUUGACUCACACCACGGCGGCCGAGUACCACGCCAGGGGAAAGCAACGACGGUGGGUAUGCCCAGUUUUUGUCCCCGACCCGAACGGUGGCCCAGCGCCUGUGCAGUGCGGCUACGUGGCGGAUUCGAGGACCAACAGCCAGCAGGCGGUUGUCAAGAAACGGCGCAAACACCUUGCGCGAGCGCACCCAGGAAUGCCAGCGGCACAGUUCCAUUUCCGUCAGCGCACCGCUGUGUACGUACCACGGUCGGAAGAUGAGAUUCGAGCCUCCCUGUGGCCAGAGUGGCCGGCGGAAGUGCCAAUCCCAGCGCACCUCAUGAAGUGGAAGUGCCCGGAGUGCGGCAAGUGCCACGGACUACAGAGCGGCGCGGCGAGCGACGCGGACACGGAGAGCUGGGAGGACGCGGCCCAAGCCCCGAAUGCCCAGCGGCCACUACCUUACACAAUGUGGUCCUGCAAUGUUCGGAGCGAGGCUGGGGCGUGGCAGGCGGCGCGGAUUGCGUACAACGACGGGGUGGACGUCAUUUGCCUGCAGGAGGUUCUGGCUACGCUGGUGGAGGGUGUGGUUGUGCUCAAUAUAUGGAAGGCGCCUGUGACAAAGGUGGACCACGUAAGGCGUGUUGUCAAUGACUGCACGAACGCAGACGGCGUGGUUUCUUGGGUGGCUAUUGGGGAUUGGAACACGGUGCAGGCGGAAGUACCUGCGCCGAGGGAACACUGCCAACGCGUGAUGGUACGCGAUGGGCAGGGCAACCUCCUACCUACGAGAUGGGACACCUCGCGGUGCAUCGACUACGCUGUGGUGUACAACUGCGAAGUACGUGCUCGGGGCUUUGACGGGAGGGCGGUGGCGGACCACAAGGUCGUGGCAUUCGGGGCUGACCCAUGUCGACGGUCCCCGUGUGUCGAGUGGGAGUUGGGCAGGCACCGGUGCGUGGGCAAACCGGACGGUGUCGACAAGGAUCGUUGGCUCGACGUGAUACGGAGACCAUUGGACCAAUACGAACACAUUUGGACGGAUGCUGUACACGACGCGUCCUUCGUCAAGGGAAUGUCGGACGUGCAGCAUUGGGUGGACGACAUGUGGCGGCAGUCUCCUGUUGCUCUUGAGACGACAGGGGAGCGGGCCCGACUCAUGCUGCAGGAGGCCCUGGAGGCCGAGGCGGGCGGGCCAGGACUGAAGGAACACGACGACGGCAG
Prorocentrum cordatum is the source of this 1359-nucleotide messenger RNA. The record is from the annotation of a GenBank genome assembly. Lineage: Eukaryota; Dinophyceae; Prorocentrales; Prorocentraceae.